AUGGUUGUGCCAGACGAUGGAAUGGUGGUGGACGUUAAACAAAACGAUUCGUCCAAGCCUUCGACCUUGGACCGCCCUAAUGUCAAUAGCGUUGGUGACAGCGAUAGUGUUUCCCUAGAAAAACAAUACCAACCUACUCAGACUAUAACCGACGAUGAAUAUCCGCACGGAGUGAAACUGGUAAUACUGGCAGGGGCUUCUCUCAUCGCCGUUUUUCUGAUUGCAUUGGACCAAACCAUCAUCGGCACGGCAAUCCCUAAAAUUACGGACGAGUUCCACAGUCUGGAUGACAUAUCUUGGUAUGCCGCAGCAUACUUCAUGACCUUCGGCGCUGCCCAACCCUCCGCCGGCAAGAUGUACAAGUACUUCAACCUCAAGUGGAGCUUUCUGGGGUCCAUGUUUCUCUUUGAGGUCGGUAGUUUGAUCUGUGGAGUUGCGCCUAAUUCCAAGGCUUUGAUUAUUGGGCGGGCUAUUGCUGGCUUGGGCGGUGCAGGGUUGUCGGUGGGUGGGACAAGUAUCGUCUCCUUCACCGUCCCGCCAGUAAAACGACCAAUGAUGAUGGGCAUCAUUGGGAUGACAUACGCUGUUGCUGCCGUUCUUGGGCCGCUUCUUGGGGGCGCAUUUACAGACAGUGUCACUUGGCGAUGGUGUUUUUAUAUCAAUCUGCCGAUUGGAGGAAUUGCCGCUGUGGCCCUCUUCAUCUUCUUCCACCUUCCGACUUCUGCGGUGACUCCACAGAUCUCCUGGGCGAAGAAGCUGUUACAUCUAGAUCCGGUGGGAUUCGCUCUAGCGAUGGGGGGCAUCACCUGCUUUGCCCUCGCGCUUCAGUACGGAGGAAAUACCCAUCCCUGGAAGAGCGGCAUGGUCAUCGGUCUCCUCAUUGGGUUUGGACUACUCGCUCUCGCCCUGGUAGGAUGGGAGCUCUGGCUGGGUGAUUAUGCCAUGAUGCCGCGGAGACUCUGGAAGCAGCGCUCUCUUUCGACCACCGCGCCUUAUCAAUUCUUCUUUAUGGGGAGCUAUGUUGUACUCUUGUACUACCUUCCCAUCUACUUUCAGAGCAUUCUUGGUACUAGUCCUAUAAAAUCUGGCGUUAACAACCUUCCCCUCGUAGUUGCGGCGGCUGUGUUCGCACUCGCCGGCGGAGCUGUCGUUAUGGCUACAGGUCGUCCGCAACAGGUCAUGUUCGUCGGCUCGAUGCUUUCCACCGCUGCAAUUGGCCUGAUCUAUACUCUUGAUAUUGGUACCUCGACUGGGAAGUGGGUUGGCUAUCAAGUCUUUACCGGGGCCGCGAUGGCCUUCGCUAUAAUGCAUGGCUUGAGUAUUGCCCAAGCCAACGCAGGCAUUGAAGACCUAACAGCUGUCACCGCCAACCUUCUGUUCUUCCAGACAAUUGGAGGUGCAUUCAGCACCUCAGCAGGACAGUCAGCCUUCGUCAAUCGAAUGCUUGCCACUCUUCCCAGGACAGCUCCAGAAGUGAACCCAGGGCUGGUGCUUCUGACAGGCGCCUCAGAGCUGCAUAAUGUGUUCCCGCCGGAUAUGCUUCCUGGAGUGCUAGAGGCAUAUAUGGUCGGUAUCAAGGCGGCCUUUGCAGUCGCACUCGCUUUUUCUGGUGUUGCAUUCAUAUGUACUUUAGCUAUUCCAAUGAAAAGGCUUCCAAGUCAUGCAUCAGGUGAUGCUGCUAUGGUCAUGGGCUAA
Talaromyces rugulosus is the source of this 1695-nucleotide messenger RNA. RefSeq lists its product as uncharacterized. The record is from RefSeq and is a predicted model, not a curated record. The transcript is spliced from 3 exons. The coding region runs from base 1 to 1695 and encodes 564 amino acids. Gene Ontology annotation, biological process: transmembrane transport. Gene Ontology annotation, molecular function: transmembrane transporter activity. Lineage: Eukaryota; Fungi; Ascomycota; Eurotiomycetes; Eurotiales; Trichocomaceae.